AAAGUCAUAGCAAAGUUUUUUGGUCAUUGAAGGGAAAACGGUCAAUCUCUGUGAAGCUGUACAAAAUCUUUAAACUGGUAAAUCAGGGUUCAAAGUGUCUCCAUGCGGCUGGUGGGUUGCACUGUUAGACCCGAACCCACCUCCCGCCUUGCCCAAAUAAUGGUUGGUGUUGUAGAUGUCUUUUUUAAAAUUUUAUUCGUCCAUCGAAAAAAAGUCCAGUCCUAUACAUGUAUCUAAGUCUUUUAAGGAAAGAUAUUUUGUUUGAAACUUUUCACAUGUUUGUAAUUGCGUUCAUGGGACACCGUAAUGCGAACUUCAGUAGACUGCAUGCAACUAUAUCUAGUUAUCAAAUACAGACGUCUGGGUGUCGUGAAAGAAUCGCUUGCGUAAUUCAUACACAGUAUAGUAAACAACGUGUGAACACGGACGGAAACAUCACUCUCUCACUCUCUUUCUGCUAACAAAAAAGCUGAAAAUUUCAGCAAUUCUUGAAGAUGUCAGACAAAAAGCAGAUAACUUUGCCUUCCAUAAGUUCGCUGACUGAAGUUCCGACGGGGCUGCGGUAUCUGGCAUUACCGGAGGGAAUACUGGAAGUUUCAGAAGUGGUCAGCCUCAUUAUAGCCUUUGUAUGCGUGACUGCAGUUCCCAACAAGCCUCCAGGUGAGUCGUCCUACUGGCACUUCCAGGCGGCCUCCGCUGGCUUUGCUUUAAUUACAACACUCCUCAUCAUCGGCUAUAUGACGGGAAUUGUACACAAGAUCAAGAUUCCCUGGAGUGUUCUGGAGAUUGUUUACUGUGCUGCAGCUUGCCUCCUGUUGCUCACCACUGGUGCCCACAUCGUCGCUAACACUUUCGGCAAUGCUGUACUCGUUAUCUCAGCAGUAUUUGGCUUCAUUGCUUCUCUGGCUUACUUGGUCGAAAUCUUCUUUGCAAUCCGAGCGUGGAAGAAGAGCAUCAUAGCGGAUACGCUGAGAAUGGUAGAGGCAGAGAGAAUGCAGAAUACCGGACAGUUAGAGAAUGGAUUAUAGAAAGUCAGCCUCAUACAAAGGGUCAUGGGUCAACCAGAGACAAGGCAAGAUAAGUGGAUGACCAUUUCUCACGUCUUCUCGAUGUAUACUCGACAAUUUCCAAAGUUCUGUGACAAAAAAUAACCAUGAGCAAAUCGCUUGGGUGGAAUACCAACCCAUCACCCACCAGAAUAAGCCACUUCGGAAUGUCGGUGGCGCAUGUCUGUUACUGCUGACAAUGGAUUUUGUCUAUCUCCCGUAAUCUUUUGACAAUGCCCGCUGGUAUUGUCCAAAGGUUAUUGGAGAUAGACAAAAUGCGUUGUCAGCGGUAACAGAAAUGCGCAGCUGGAACUCCGAAGUGGCUUAUUUCAGAUUUCAAAUUUUAAACUACAAGGGAAACUGAUUGGGUAAAUUUAAAGGAUUAGGGGUUGAACAAAAAGCAAAUUGACUAGAGCAGGAUUUGAAACAAUGACCUUCCAGGGGUAGCCACUUCCGAGGUUGAGUUUUAAGCUUGUGUGUGUGUGUGAUUCUUGGCUGCGCUGCAGGUUAUGGUUGCAAAGAUUUACGAAAUGGAGAGAUCGCCAACAAAGGGCAAGAUAGCUCAGUUGAAGGGUCCAUUUCACAAAGAGUUAGAACUAGUCCUAACUUAGGUCUAGUCCCAGGAGUUA
Messenger RNA from Asterias rubens (European starfish), 1675 nucleotides. RefSeq names its product CKLF-like MARVEL transmembrane domain-containing protein 4. Lineage: Eukaryota; Metazoa; Echinodermata; Asteroidea; Forcipulatida; Asteriidae. Gene Ontology annotation, cellular component: membrane. The transcript has 4 exons. The record is from RefSeq and is a predicted model, not a curated record. The coding region runs from base 495 to 1028 and encodes 177 amino acids.